Messenger RNA from Phoenix dactylifera (date palm), 1582 nucleotides. Lineage: Eukaryota; Viridiplantae; Streptophyta; Magnoliopsida; Arecales; Arecaceae. The record is from RefSeq and is a predicted model, not a curated record.
UUUUUUUGCUGAAAUAUACCAAACCCCCCUCUUGGCCCGCAUCAUCGACCUCCUCUUCUCGGUUCUCCCUCCUCCCCUUUUCCCAUCUCAGACACUCUCGCACCGUGGUAAUCAACAUGGCCGUCAGUCGCCUCGCCUCCUCCACCUCCACCGUCUCCAAGCUCCUCCUCCGCCCCCUCUCCGCCCCGCCCUUCUCCCGAUCCUUCUCCGAGGCCGCCGCCGGAGACGACCAAACCGUCCUCACCAUCGAGACGAGCGUGCCCUUCACCGGCCACAAGAUUGAUCCCCCCUCCCGCUCCGUCGAGGCCACCCCGAAGGAGCUCUUUUCCUUCUUCCGGGACAUGGCCGUGAUGCGCCGCAUGGAGAUCGCUGCCGACUCCCUCUACAAGGCCAAGCUCAUCCGUGGCUUCUGCCACCUCUACGACGGUCAGGAGGCCGUCGCCGUUGGCAUGGAAGCCGCCAUCACCAAGCGCGACUGCAUCAUCACCGCCUACCGCGACCACUGCAUCUUCCUCGGCCGCGGCGGCAAGCUCGUCGAAGCCUUCUCGGAGCUCAUGGGACGCCGCACCGGCUGCUCCAAGGGCAAGGGUGGCUCCAUGCACUUCUACAAGAAGGAGGCCGGAUUCUACGGCGGCCACGGCAUCGUCGGAGCCCAGGUCCCCCUUGGCUGCGGCCUGGCCUUUGCCCAGAAAUACUCCAAGGACGAGACCGUGACCUUUGCUCUGUAUGGUGAUGGGGCCGCCAACCAGGGGCAGCUCUUCGAGGCCCUCAACAUCUCGGCGCUCUGGGAUUUGCCGGUUAUCCUGGUCUGCGAGAACAACCACUAUGGUAUGGGGACUGCCGAAUGGAGGGCUUCGAAGAGUCCCGCAUACUACAAGCGUGGUGACUAUGUUCCUGGUCUGAAGGUUGAUGGAAUGGAUGUUCUUGCUGUGAAGCAAGCAUGCAAAUUUGCUAAGGAACAUGCUCUGAAGAAUGGACCCAUUAUUCUUGAAAUGGACACCUACAGGUACCAUGGGCAUUCGAUGUCUGAUCCUGGGAGCACAUACCGUACUCGUGAUGAGAUCUCUGGCAUAAGACAGGAGCGUGAUCCGAUUGAAAGAGUCAGAAAGUUGAUUUUAACCCACGAGAUAGCAUCUGCCUCUGAACUCAAGGAUAUCGAGAAAGAAAUCAGAAAAAAAGUAGAUGAAGCCAUUGCACAAGCCAAGGAAAGCCCUAUGCCCGAUCCAUCUGAGAUCUUUUCAGAUGUAUAUGUAAAGGGUUAUGGCACGGAGGUAUUUGGUGCAGAUAGGAAGGAGGUGAAAGCUGUUCUUCCAUGAAGUGAACAGCAAUAAAUCUUGGAGAUGUUUAGAAAAAAUAAAGGUGGAAUGUUAAGAUUCUAAUAAUCAUAGCGUUCUCCACUAUUCAAAUUUGUAUAGAAAAACUCCUCUUUAAAUAUGGCAUCUCUGUUUUGUAUUUCAUAAGAGCACCAGAUUUUUUGUUUUUCUAGAUGCCAUCACUGGCAAAGAUAUGGUGUGCUAAAAAUUAUGGGGAUAAAAUUGGCAGCAUUGCAUAAUAAUUAUAUUUUUAUGGCAUGCCUGAAAGA